AUGGCAGGAACUGUUUUGGGAAAGCGCUCUCGUGUGGAAUCAGAAGCGUUACCAGUACGAAUCUCGAGCAAGCGCCGCAUAAUCGCACCACGAGUGAAGCAAGAGAAGCAGGAGAAACAAGUAAAAGAAACUGCCCCCGUUCCUUCAUUACGGCGAACAAGGUCGACGGUGAAAAAGGAGCUUGAACAACCCGAUCAAGAAAAUGGCGAGAACAAGAUUGCCCCGGAGACUGUGUCUUCCAAACAUACCCUGCGCGAAGAACAGUUCAAGUCGCCUGUGAAAAUCAAUUCGCAUUUCCGUGCCUCAAAACCGGUAGAGGUUGAAUCAGAAAAACUGAAAGAUGUGGCGCCUGAGGCGGCAGCACCCAGAGGCGCACAAGAAAAUGUGAAACCAACCGAGUUCAAAACACCGUCGAAAUCGCGAUUCCGAGAUGCUCUACCGCAAUCGCCUGUCACACCCAGACAUCGAGUGCAGGUGGGCGCAAAGGCGAUAACCCCACGUACCCCCCGCCACGCAGAUCUUCCUCCGACCCCUCGACAGAGUGCCACCCCGACUAUUACACACUCCGUGUAUUCACAAGCUAGGCAAUUGUUUGCCCGCGGUUCCAAUUCUGGUCGGUUAGUGGGGCGAGAUGCGGAACGGGAGAAGCUUGUGUCUUUCCUCACGGAGGGAAUUGAGUCUCGACAAGGAGGAUGUCUUUACAUCAGCGGUCCCCCUGGCACUGGCAAAAGUGCCAUGGUCCAGGAAGUGUGCAAGGACCUCGAUCUUUCUGGUGUGAGAGUUUCUCAUGUGAAUUGUGCCAGCAUGCGAGUUUCCCGCGAUGUCUACAGCAGACUCAUUCAAGAUUUCGGCCAAGAUACAGACGUCUUUAAGAAAAGCGAAGCUGAUCGCCUGAAGUCUAUGUUUGUCCCGUCAAAGAAAGCGGAGGAUCUGUUCUUGGUUACCCUAGAUGAGAUUGACCAUUUACUUAAUGGGGAUUCCGGGGUCCUGCAGUCACUUUUCGAGUGGGCUUUACAAAGCAAGUCCAAGUUGCUAUUGAUCGGCAUUGCCAACGCCCUUGAUUUGACCGAUCGAUCUCUCCCGCAACUCAAGGCAAAGAACUUGAAGCCCCGACUCCUGGCGUUCUUGCCGUACAGUGCUGCUUCUAUCGCAGAUGUCAUGACCAACCGUCUUCGAUCGUUGCUUCCUGCUGGCUCCGAGUCUGAUCCGAAGCUUGUGCCUUUCGUUCAACCAGCCGCCAUUCAGCUUUGUUCCAAGAAGGUAGCCUCGCAAACAGGCGACUUGCGAAAAGCCUUCGAGUUGAUCAAGCGGGCGAUUGAUGUGAUUGAGCAGGAGACUUGGCAAAAGCUAGAGAAGCAAGCCAACGAAAAUGUAGCGAUACUUGGAGAGAACACCAACCUGUCUUCACCAGUCAAAGGAGGCAGUCUACCAAAACCAACUUCGAUGUCAAGCUACACAGUCAUCACUGCACCCCGAGCCAGUAUCGCACACAUUGCGCGGAUCACUUCUGCAGCCUUCGGCCAAGGUACCGUCCAAAGACUUCAAAGCCUAAACCUUCAGCAAAAGGCCGCGAUCUGUGCGCUGAUUGCCCUCGAACGUAAGCGUCGCCAGCUUGAGGUUCCAAGUACUCCAUCCAAGUCUCGCGCCUCGGCGCCAACUAUCAAGCAGGCGUUUGAUACAUACUGCGCUCUGUGUCGCAAUGACAACAUCCUUCACCCAUUGACUGCUACUGAGUUCAAAGAUGUCUUGAGCAAUCUCGAAACAAUGGGCCUGGUUGGAGAAUAUCAGGGCCGUGGCCGAGGUGGAACUGUCGCAGGCGGCACAGACCUACGUCGCACACCUUCCAAGUCCGGUCACGCGCCUUCUACGCCUCAUAAGGCGCUUGACGAACAGGGUCUCCUCUGUUUUGUAUCCCAACAGGAAAUCGAAAGCCAGAUUGCUGGCCCUGGGGAGGGAAUUCUUCGACGCCUUCUGCGGGGCGAAGGUCUCUGA
Molecule: messenger RNA, 1992 nt
Organism: Penicillium soppii
Lineage: Eukaryota; Fungi; Ascomycota; Eurotiomycetes; Eurotiales; Aspergillaceae
Product: AAA family ATPase CDC6
Exons: 2
Coding region: 1-1992 (663 amino acids)
Biological process (GO): cell division; DNA replication initiation; mitotic DNA replication checkpoint signaling
Cellular component (GO): nucleus
Molecular function (GO): DNA replication origin binding; ATP hydrolysis activity
Source: RefSeq, a predicted model, not a curated record